AGACGAGCUCUUCGAGAAGGGUUGGAUUAGGUCCAGUUCGUCUCCUUUUGGAGCGCCUGUUCUCUUUGUUCCCAAGAGAGAGAGCUGAGAAUGUGCAUAGACUAUAGGGGUCUGAAUGCUAUUACAAUAAAGAAUGCUGAGCCACUGCCUAUGAUAGACGAUCUCUUAGAUCGAGUGCAGGGGGCAAAGCAUUUCUCCAAAAUCGAUUUGAAGUCCGGAUAUCAUCAAAUAGAAGUACAUCCUGACGAUCAGUAUAAGACAGCCUUCCGGACUAGAUAUGGGCACUAUGAGUUCAUAGUGAUGCCCUUCGGACUAACCAAUGCACCAGCUACGUUCCAGCGCUGCAUGAACGAUUUGUUUAGGUCAUGGUUAGAUAGAUUUGUUAUUGUCUACUUAGAUGAUAUUCUAGUGUUUAGUAAGACCCUCCAACAACACCAGGUUCAUCUCAGGCAGGUCUUGGAGAAGUUGAGGGAAGCUAACUUCAAGAUCAAUGCAAAGAAGUGCGAUUGGGCAAAGACCCAAGUUUUAUACCUAGGCCACGUCUUAGACGGAGACGACGUUAAACCAAAAGAUUGUAACAUCGCAACGAUUAGAGAUUGGCCCACGCCACAUACGCUAACAGAGUUGCGCUCGUUCCUGGGCUUAGCUAUUUACUACAGGAAGUUCGUGAGGAACUUCUCCACCAUCGCUGCGCCCCUUCGCAGAUUGUUGAGGAAAGAGACCAUCUGGAAGUGGGACAAGGAUUGCAUGUCUGCCAUGAAGAAGUUAAAGCAGGCGUUGAUAGAGUAUCCGGUCCUUAAGGUAGCCGAUCCGUCCUUGCCCUUUGUCGUCACUACGAAUGCUAGCCAGUAUGGCAUAGGCGCGGUGUUGCAGCAAGACGAUGGCAACGGUUAUAGACCCGUAGAGUUCAUGUCCGCCAGGAUGCCUUCAGAAAAGGUCGCGACAUCUACCUAUGAGAGGGAAUUCUACGCUCUCAGGCAAGCCUUAGAACAUUGGAAGCACUACUUGCUUGGGAGGCACUUCAAAGUCUAUUCCGAUCAUGAGACGUUACGAUGGUUAAAGACACAGGCCAAGAUGACACCUAAGCUUACUAGGUGGGCCGCAGAGAUAGAUCAGUACGACUUUGAGCUCAAACCAGUCAAGGGGAAGUACAACGUAGUUGCGGAUGCUCUGAGUAGGAGAGCUGAUUACUGUGGGGCAAUAGUGCAUUACUUAGACAUAGGAAAGGACCUGCAGCAGAAGAUUAGAGAAGCCUAUGCACAGGACCCUAUCUAUAGUGACCUCCUCAAGAAGGUCAAGGAGGCCCCACAGACUGAGUCAAACUACCGCACUACGGAAGGGUUGCUUUUUGAGAAGACUAAUGUAUUUGACCGCUUGUGCAUUCCCAAUCAUGAAGAGAUCCGUACUGUGAUUUUGGGAGAAUGCCACGACACAGAGGGUCAUUUUGGUUGGCAGAAGACUUUAGCCAAUCUGAUGCGCGCAUAUACCUGGCCAGGAAUGAAGAAUGACUGCGUGGAGUAUGUUCGCAGUUGUAAAGUCUGCCAGCGUAACAAAACUUCUUCGCGUGCCCCAUUAGGUCUCCUCAGACCCUUGCCCAUUCCGGAUCAGCCGGGAGACUCAGUGUCCAUAGACUUCAUGGACACUCAAGUCAAAAGCAGGCAUGGCAAGAGCCAAGUCAUGGUCAUAGUUGACCAUUUUAGUAAGUACGCAGUUUUUGUUCCUUCGCCUUCAGAGGCACUGUCAAUAGCGAUAGAGACGCACUGUCAGAGGUACUGAUUUAAUCAUACAGAAGUUUUUUUACUGUUGGGUGAGUGAGAAUGGAAUCCCACUGUCAAUAGCGAUAGAGAUA
Chara braunii is the source of this 1849-nucleotide messenger RNA. The record is from the annotation of a GenBank genome assembly. Lineage: Eukaryota; Viridiplantae; Streptophyta; Charophyceae; Charales; Characeae.